Molecule: messenger RNA, 2048 nt
Organism: Seriola aureovittata
Lineage: Eukaryota; Metazoa; Chordata; Actinopteri; Carangiformes; Carangidae
Product: cell adhesion molecule DSCAM-like
Exons: 14
Coding region: 102-1817 (571 amino acids)
Biological process (GO): cell-cell adhesion
Molecular function (GO): protein binding
Source: RefSeq, a predicted model, not a curated record
UCAUGUGAUUUAGAAAGAUUUGAAAGCUGAAACGAGACUGUGGUUUGGUUUAUUGUCGCUUAGCAGGUGAACCAAUCUUUUGAUUGAUCCAGAUUUGUAAAAUGAUUAUUUUGGGCAGCAGACGUUUUCCUUUGUGUUGCAGUCUUCUUUUUUGUCUACACCUAGGUUGUGUGUCUGCAGACGACAUCAGAGCCAGUGUGGGCAAAGAUGUUACUUUGACAUGUAACUAUGAUGCUCAGCACUACGGCAGGCUUCCUGUGUGCUGGGGCCGAGCAGCCAUCCCAAACAGGGGCUGUGGAAAUGAGGUGAUCAAGUCAGAUGGGACAUCUGUGGUCAGCAGACUGUCAGAGCGCUACCUGCUAAUGGGUAAUCUUGGCAGGGGUGAUGUGUCGUUGACCAUCAGGCAUGUUCAGGAGAGCGACUCAGGGAUAUACGGCUGCCGUGUGGAAAUACCAGGCUGGUUCAAUGAUCAAAAACACCAUCUGAAGCUGACUGUGGAAGCAGAAAGUCCUGAUUCCCCGAGGGUGGAGACAAGAGAGGUGAAGGAGAGAACUGUCACUGUCCGCUGGGCUCCUGUGUUUGAUGGGGGCAGGCCCAUCACAUCCUACACCAUUGAUCUAAAAAACAAACAGGCAUCCUGGAGUACUGCCAUAAAGACUGUAAUCGCAAAUCCUCAACUGACUCAGGUGACUUUGGUGGAUUUGAGUCCGGCCAAGACCUACAACCUCCGCAUGUUUGUUAGGAACAGCGUGGGCAUUAGCGAGGCCAGCAAUGUUCUGACAAUCACAACAAAAGAAGCAGCACCAGAGGGUCCACCCCUGGAUGUACAACUGGAGGCCCUCACGUCUCGCAGUAUCAAAGUGACUUGGAAGCCUCCAAGGGCUGAGCACAGAAAUGGGGUUCUGCAAAGUUACAGCCUUAGCUACAGAGAGUAUGACCCUGUUAACAGACAGUUUAAAAGGUGGCAGCAUCAAAGUGUGACAGCCACACGGGAACUGGAGAGUGUCAUCCUGAGGGACCUGAAGCCUUCUACCAAGUACGGUGUGCUUGUACAGGCCAGAACCAUUGCAGGAGCGGGACCUCCUUCAUCUUCACCUCUCUGCUCCACUCUGGAUGAGGUUCACACAACUUCAACAGUUACAAGUAUUCAGUCUACUUCCACUGCUGCCACAAGACAAGACACUACAAGUUUCACUUCAGCUCACACAACUUCACAAACAGUUGAACCUGAUACUGCAGCCACAGACUGGGCACAAAGCACAACAGGUUUCACUUCAGUGCCUCCGGAUCCCCCAGUAGUUGAGUUAAAGGGGGUCAUAGACAAUACAAUUUCCAUUUUUUGGACUCCUGGCUUUGAAGGUGACAGCCCCAUUACAGGCUACUUCUUGGAGUAUAAAGCACUGAAAGCCUCAUGGGAUUACACAAAGACAGUUGUAGACUUCAGCCCCAACCAGACAGAGGCCACAAUAAUAGAGAUAAAUCCUUCAACUUACAACAUGCGCAUGUUUGCCAAGAACAGUCUGGGCACCAGUAAACCCAGCAAUGUCCUCACCAUCACUACUGGAGAAACAGGUCAUCAGAGGGACAGUCCUUCUACCCCCACAUCAACUGACACUCAUUCCUCUGUGGUUGCCAAGGAGGGUGAUAGUAGUCACCUUGCUGCCAUUUUGGUGCCAGUUGUGCUGGUGGUGUUGGUUGUUGCAACAUUUACCGCAUGGCAACUUCGACGCAUCAAACAGAAACAAGGUAGCCUGAUCAUGUGGAUGGCCAGUGGAGCACUACGUUACAGAGGCUCUGAGUCACUACAAGAGCUGUAAUACUCCAUGCCCAUGGUGUCAUUGCAAAACUCACAGAGAAGCAGCAGUUUUAAAUUUUAUAAAAUUUGCAAAAGUCGAUUUUUUGAAUUGGUGCAAUUUCACCUGUAAAGUUGAUUCAAACUAACCAAAGGAGAAAAAAAUGAUAUCUACUUUGUAAACACUAACUAAAGAAGCUGUAAUCACAACACCAGGUGCAGUUACUUCCAAUAAAAGUAAUACUUGUUUCCUUUU